UCUUAAAAAAUAGAGCUCACACAUCAUUACGCUGGCGUGAAAUGUUUGGGCUCAUUGAUGGGCUUCAUGGUCAAAUUUGAGCUCAACUAGGCCCACACCAUUCUUCUCAAUUACUGAGGAAGCCCACUGUUUCAAUUUGAUAUCCCAACAAAUGAAACAUUUAAAAAGUUGUUAGAUUUCCUCUUUCGCGCCAUGAAUCCUCCUAUUUUGCAUAUCAUCCACAACUGCAAAACUCUCAAAUCCUUGAAAUCCAUCCAUGCCCGUCUUUUGAUCGAAAGCUCAGUUGCUUCCUCGGAGUUUGUUAUCAACAAACUUCUCCGUCUCUACUCACGCUUUGGAGCCACUGACUACGCCCAUAAGGUUUUUGAUGAAAUUACUCAGCCAAAUGCUUAUCUAUGGACAUCCUUGAUUCAUGGGUAUGUUGAAAAUCGUCAAUAUGAUGAAGCUUUUUCUCUGUUUAUCCAAAUGCGGAGGGAACCCAUCUCAGUUUUGAAUUUCACUAUUUCUUCUGUGCUCAAGGCUCUUGCCCGGCUUACAAGAUUCAAAGGUGGGCAAGCUGUUUAUGGGUUUGUCUUGAAAUAUGGAUUUGCUUUUGAUUUGAUUGUGCAGAAUUCAGUGCUUGAUCUGUUCAUGAGAUGCAGGAAAGUGGAUACUGCAAGGCAGGCAUUCGAUGAGAUGUGCGAGAAGGAUAUUGUGUCUUGGAAUAUGAUGAUUUCUGGUUAUGGGAAUAAUGACAGAGUUGAUAUUGCGCGCAAGUUUUUUGAUAGAAUGCCAGAGAGGAAUGUGGUUUCAUGGACUAGCAUGAUUUGUGGAUAUGUUAAGGCUGGUGACAUGGCAGAGGCACAGGUUCUUUUUGAUUCAAUGCCUGUCAAAGACUUGGCAUCAUGGAAUGUGAUGGUUUCUGGGUACAUGGAUAUUGGUGAUUGUGUGAAUGCUAGGAUAAUUUUUGGGAAAAUGCCCAUUCAUGAUACUGGGAGUUGGAAUAUAAUGAUUUCAGGAUUCUGUAAAGCAGGGGAAUUAGAAUCUGCAAAAGACUUUUUUGAUAGAAUGCCAAAUAAAAAUGUUAUAUCUUGGGGUAUUAUGCUAGAUGGAUACAUUAAAAACGGAGAUACUAAUGGUGCAAGAUGUUUAUUUGAUCAGAUGCCCAUGAAGAAUCUCGUCACUUGGUCUACCAUGAUUGGAGGUUAUGCUAGAAAUGGACAGCCUCUUAAGGCUUUGGAAUUGUUUGAACGGUUCAAGGAGCAGGACAUCAAGCCAGAUGAGACUUUUAUUUUGGGAAUCAUCUCAGCUUGCUCGCAGUUGGGGAUUAUAGAUGCAGCUGAAUCGAUUAUUCACAACUAUGUGGGGCCCUCACUUCUUUCUGAUCUGAGAGUUUUCACUAGUUUGAUAGACAUGUAUGCAAAAUGUGGCAGCAUUGAAAAGGCUCUGCAAAUGUUUGAAAUGGCUCACCCAAAAGACUUACUAUGCUAUAGCACAAUGAUUGCAGCCUUGGCAAAUCAUGGAUUGGGCCGUGAUGCUAUUUUCUUGUUUGAUAAAAUGCAAAGGGCAAAUAUAAAACCUGAUAGUGUGACUUUUCUUGGAGUUCUGACUGCUUGUAAUCAUGGAGGCCUUGUUGAUGAAGGCAGGAAGUACUUUAAACAAAUGACUGAAGAAUUUGGAAUUCAACCCUCAGAAAAGCAUUAUGCAUGUGUGGUUGAUCUUCUGGGUCGUGUUGGAUGCCUUGAGGAGGCAUAUAACCUUAUACGUAAUAUGCCAAUAGCACCACAUUCGGUUGUAUGGGGUGCUUUGCUUGCAGCUUGUAGGGUCCACUGCAAUGUUCAGCUGGCUGAAGUUGCAGCAGCUGAGUUAUUCAAGAUUGAACCAGAUAACUCUGGUAAUUAUAUUCUUUUAUCCAAUAUUUAUGCUGCUGCUGGAAGAUGGGGCAGUGUUGCUAAAGUGAGAGCAAAGAUUAGGGAGCAUCGGGUGAGAAAGAAUAGAGGCUCAAGCUGGAUUGAGUUGAGCCAUGUAGUUCAUGAGUUUGUUAUGGGAGAUAUGUCACAUACAGAUUCAGAUAGCAUAUCGUUGAUCUUGUAUUUACUCUGUGAAGAUAUGAAACUUUCAGGAUAUUUAAUUGACUCCUGACAGAAAUAAUAGGCUUCUUACAUGUCCUCUUAAAA
Molecule: messenger RNA, 2156 nt
Organism: Vitis vinifera (wine grape)
Lineage: Eukaryota; Viridiplantae; Streptophyta; Magnoliopsida; Vitales; Vitaceae
Product: pentatricopeptide repeat-containing protein At4g02750
Exons: 1
Coding region: 193-2121 (642 amino acids)
Biological process (GO): RNA modification
Molecular function (GO): RNA binding; protein binding
Source: RefSeq, a predicted model, not a curated record